AUGAAUAAAUUAACUGUGUUAACAAUGAUAUUUAUCUGCAAUAUUGGAAACAUUAUCAGCGUGGAUCCUUUGGCUUAUGAAUACGGACAUCUUCUAUUUUCCACACUAUUGUACAGACACGGAGAUCGGUCAAUUGAGCGUACUUAUACAAACGACCCGUACGCUAAUAAAUCUUAUUGGCCAAUGGGAUUUGGCCAACUAACUCCUUCUGGAAUAGAAAAGCAAUUUAAACUGGGAAAAUGGUUGAGAAAACGGUACAGCGAAUGGUUGCCUGAAGUGUAUUCUGCAGAAGACGUUUAUGUGCGGAGCUCUGACUACGAUCGGACCAUAAUGAGUGCCCAAGCUAAUCUAGCCGGUUUGUAUCCUCCCGUGGGACCUAAAGAUUGGAACAUGAUGGAACCUGGAAAGCACAUUCAACUAGUUCCAAUACACACUGUGCCGAAGUACAUGGAUAACUUAUUGUCAAUGUCAGAGUCUUGUCCACUCUAUUCACAGGAGAUGGAUGAGGUAGUAAACGAUUUCGAGGUACAAUCAUUUUACGCCCAGUUUAGUUCGGCGUUCGAAUACAUGGAAAAAAAUAGCAACCUUGAAAUGGGUAAAAAAACAGUCAUCAAAUCAACUACGUUGCUAUACGAUGCACUCCUCGUAGAGUCACAGUUCAACUACACAUUACCGAAGUGGACUAAAAGUAUAUUUCCUGAACCAUUAUUGACAAUAGUUAAAGAAAAUGUAGAAUUGGCUACACACACUAAUACUUUGAAAAGAUUAAAAACUGGUCCUUUACUUAACGAGAUUGUAACCCAUAUGUACGAAAAGAAAAAUGGUACCCUGAGUCCUAACAGAAUGCUUUGGGUUUAUUCAGCUCAUGAUACUACUAUAGUUAAUUUACUCAACGCUUUUGAACUAUACGAACAUUUACUGGUGCCCUAUGCAGCUGUCUUGAUGAUUGAACUUCGGUUAAACACUACAGGAAAUUAUGUUGUCACAAUAUCGUAUCGAAACACAAGUAACCACGAACCAUACUUACUACAUGUACCUGGUUGCGAUUCUGUUGCUUGCGAACUAGAUAUAUUUAUUGAUGUUUUAAGACCAAUUAUAUCAGUUGACUGGGAUGUUGAAUGCAAAUCUGAUGGUGGAAAAUCAUAUUUUAAAAUUUUUCAGUGA
Messenger RNA from Macrosiphum euphorbiae (potato aphid), 1164 nucleotides. NCBI's taxonomy places the organism in Eukaryota, Metazoa, Arthropoda, Insecta, Hemiptera, Aphididae. The record is from the annotation of a GenBank genome assembly.